AUGGCCCGUAGGACAGUUUACGAUCAGGCUACCACCGGCUUCGCCGGUGGGAAUUCCCCCAUCACCCUUCCAGAGAUCCCGAACGAUCAGUCUUGGCAUAUUCCAUCCUACAUUAUGACCGCCAUCACAAAUUCCUGCCAGUUCCAUGGUCGUGACGACGAGGAUGCCCCCGCUCAUAUCAAUCGCAUCACUCGUCUCUGCAGCACCUUCUCCAUUGAGGGUGUCAAUCUUGAUGCUAGGUAUCUUCAGGUUUUUCCGUUCCCACUCGCUGGAUGCGCAACCGUCUGGUUCGAUUCCCAGCCAGCUGGCACUUUCACUACUUGGGCAGGCCUUCGCGAUGCAUUCUUAGCCAAGUAUUUUCCGCCAGCCAAGGCGUCUCGCCUUCGUGACCAGAUUCACUCAUUCCGUAUGGAGCCCGAUGAGCCGUAUCACUUAGCAUGGGAGCGUUUUCAGACCCUGAUUACCUGUUGUUCUCAGCAUGGUCUAUCUGAUUGGGCGUUAGUAGAGAAAUUCUACAAUGGUCUUACUCCUGAGAUUAGAGCUCGCUUCGAUACUUCAGCAGGAGGUCAGCUUAUGGGAAAGAAGACAGUGGCGGAGUGCAAUGAUUUGUUUGAGAGUUUUGCCCACUCCGAUAUGGACUACAGUACUACCAGCAGGACUUCCAUUCCUGUGCGUACCACCUCGGCCGGUCGAGGGGUAAACCAAGUUAGCUUGGAUCCAUCGGUAGCUGUUGUAGUCAAGAAUUUGAGGCAGGAGUUGAGGCAGGAGAUGAGGCAGGAGUUGAGUGAGAUAAAGAAGAAAGUUGACAGGUGUGAGGUUUGCCGAGGAAGGCAUGAUACUAUAGAUUGUCCUACCAUCACUCUUGAGCAGGUAGAGUACAUAGCCGGUCAGUCUAGGGGUCCCACGAAUCCGUUCAAUAAUUCUAACUCCAGCUGGCGCGGUAGUGGUAAUUUGAGUGGUUAUCGUUCGUCUGGAAAUCCUCCCGGAUUUCCAUCUGGUCAGUAUCAGAGUAGAGGGCCCGGUAUUUACACGAGUUCUAGUUCAGGGCAGUUUAGUGGGUCAGGUUCGAGUGGGCAGUUUUCGAGUGGAGGACCGACUCAGGAGAGUCAAGGUAGUGGAAAGGCUCCCGAGGUUAGUACGAACAGGUUGGAGGAGAUGUUUGCCCAGAUGAUGACGCAGACCCAGUCGUUCAUGAAAAAUCAGGAGCAGACUAACAAAAAUCACGAACUUCAGCUCAAGAGUCAGCAGGCCACUCUUCUCGAUCUUCAGAGAACAGUAGGCGGGCUUGCUAAGCAGUUACAGGAGCACCCACCGGGUCAGUUUUCGGGAAACACCUUCACGAAUCCCGCGAAUCAGUCAGCGAAGGCGAUUACAACCCGUAGUGGGAAGAGUUUGGGAGAGGUUGUGAGAGAAGGAGAGGUUGAAGAAGUAGAGGCAGAAGUUGAUGAGGAGAUCGAGAUAGAGGCUCCAGGCAAGGUGCACACGAGGCUAGCCCCAGCAAGUACCGCACACGCCGAGGAGUCGCCAGUAGAGAAGAGAGUGGAGAAGCAGCCGACGAAGGUUCGGCCUGCACCGGUGAUUGAUUAUUCUCACCUUCCGUUCCCCGCCCGUGCCAGGCAGCAGAAAUAUGCUCAGGAGUACGGGAAAUUCCUUGAGAUGUUUACACAGUUGAAAUUCAAUCUUCCGUUCAUCGAGGCGCUUCAGUCUAUGCCUAAGUAUGCGAAAUUUCUCAAAGAUAUUUUGAAGCGUAAGGAGAGAAUCGGUGAGCUUUCGAAUAUUCCGUUGACAGGAGGUUGUUCCGCGGUAGUCUUGAAUAAGCUACCAGAGAAAUUGACCGAUCCUGGUACUUUCAAGAUUCCAUGUUUCUUUGGGGGAGCCGUUACCCCUGCUCACGCCUUAGCCGAUUUAGGGGCCAGCAUCAAUCUGAUGCCAUUUUCGUUGUAUGAGCGACUUGGUCUAGGAGAGCUUACACCCACGCGCAUGUCAUUGUCCUUGGCUGACCGAUCAGUCAAGUAUCCUCGAGGGAUAGUAGAGAAUUUGUUGGUGAAGGUUGAUAGGUUUGUGUUCCUAGUAGAUUUCGUUGUGCUCGAUAUGGAGGCCGAUGAGAGAGUUCCCAUUAUUCUAGGCCGUCCAUUCCUUCGAACCGCAAAGGCGAUCAUUGACGUCUUUGACGGUAAGAUUUCUCUUCGUGCGGGUGACGAGAUUGUCACAUUCGAGAUUGAUAGAGCGAUGCAGCAUCCUAGCGGUCGUGAUGAUGAUAGUGGGCCGUGCCAUUCCGUUUACUUUCUCAAUUCAUUCAUAUCUUGCGUCGACACGUGUCUUGAGUACAUUAAUGGAGCCGAUUUAGUAGGCGAGCGAGUUGUUGGCGAGCAUUCUGAGGGUGAAGUUGAUGAGGUAGAGGAGGAGCAGUUGGAUGAGAGUGAUGAGUUGAGUGCUGAGCCGUUAGAGCUCGAUGAGAUUAGUGAUGAGAGUACUCCUGUAGAGAUUCCACCGCCUUUAGAACUUAAGGUUCUUCCAUCCCAUCUCGAGUCAACAUUUCUAGGAGAGAAGCCGAAUAUGCCUGUCAUCAUCUCUUCGAAGUUGACAGAGGAGGAGAAGGCGAGGUUGAUUGAGGUGCUUAGAGAGCACAGUGAUGCGAUUGCCUGGAGGCUAUACGAUAUCAAGGGCAUUAGCCCUACUUUUUGCACGCAUCGCAUUCUGAUGGAGGAUGUUUAUAAGCCUGUAGUGCAGCCGUAG
Messenger RNA from Helianthus annuus (common sunflower), 2736 nucleotides. RefSeq lists its product as uncharacterized. The transcript has a single exon. The record is from RefSeq and is a predicted model, not a curated record. Bases 1 to 2736 code for a protein of 911 amino acids. NCBI's taxonomy places the organism in Eukaryota, Viridiplantae, Streptophyta, Magnoliopsida, Asterales, Asteraceae.